Molecule: messenger RNA, 567 nt
Organism: Rhizophagus irregularis DAOM 181602=DAOM 197198
Lineage: Eukaryota; Fungi; Glomeromycota; Glomeromycetes; Glomerales; Glomeraceae
Source: RefSeq, a predicted model, not a curated record
AUGGCUAAAAUCAUGAUUACAAACAAAAUUUUUAAAACAUACUUUCUUGUUUUCUUUCUUUUCGUUUCCCUCUUUUACCAAGUUGAUGCAGGAUGUGAAGAGAUCUCUAAUAAAUUAAAAACGAAUGGUAACUGGAAUUUUGACGAUACAUUCUACUCGCUUAACGGCGGAAAUAUAAAUUUUACACUGACCGAUAUGCCCUGUGGUGCAUCAAUUCUUUUUAUUCAAGUUAUUCCCCAAAAUGGAGGAUUGAACGAGUUUGACGUACGCAACUUUACAAAAGAUGAUGUUAAAGUUGAAAAAAUCAUCGGUAAGGACGUUAUUGCUAAGGACCAACAUCAAUUCCGUAUACAAGCUAGGGCUGAUAACUUAAAUUGCCCUGAUCCCCAAUUUAAGGGAAAUCUUUGCUAUAUUAAUUAUUCUGAAUCUCCUGACGCUGCAAAAGCAAAAGCUAUAAGUAUUGGUGUGCCAAUUGCAACCGCGAUUAUUGGAUUAAUAGGGGGUGUAGGGGGAGUAUUACUUAAACAAUAUUUUGAUAAUAAGCAAAAUAAUUCUUCCCAACCUUGA